CACUGUCCACUCAUCAUCACAUCAGUGGCGUACUCACGGGGGGGGUUCAUGGGGUUUGAACCCCCCCCCAUUGGCCGUAUUUUUUAUAUUUCAUAUGGGUAUCACAAUACAAUAUUUUUUAUUAUUAAGUGAUUAAAUUAAUAUAUUAAACAUCGAGAUAGACAGGACACGUCAAAGGAACACAAAAAAUUGUGUCUGAAAAGUUCCCUAAGGCUAUAUAUGUUCACUGUGCAGCCCAUUCUCUAAAUCUGGCUGUAUCUGCUGCUUGUGAUAUACGAUCAAUUAGGAACUGUUUGGGUAUUGUUGAAAAAAUGUACUGUUUCUUCAACACACCUAAACGACAAGAUAUGUUAUUAAGUGAAAUUGAAGAAAGUGACUUUAAUCCUAAAUCGAAAUCAUUAAAACGCCUAUGUGCCACAAGAUGGGUUGAAAGAUUUUCGGCAUUUCAUGACUUUGUGGAAUUAUAUUCCUGUGUGGUCAGUGCGCUCGAUAAGAUAUCUGAGUGGAAAGACUCAACAGCUACAGAUGCUAAUAUCCUGUCAAAAUCUAUGGAUUCUGAUUUUUUUGUCUCUUUACAAGUUAUUAAGGAGUUGUUUGGAUAUGGUUUGCCUCUAUGUAAACUAUUACAAAAAGUUGAACUUGAUUUAAAAGAAGCUGUAGACUUAGCUGAAGUGACUGUGACAAGUAUUCAAUGUUUACGUGAUAAUAUAGAACAAGAGUUCAAUAAAAUGUUCAGAGAAGCUGAGAAAAUGGCUGAUGUGGUUGGCGUGAGUAUUUCAAUUAAACGUCAGAAUAAAAUUAACAAAAAUCGAGCAAACCUCUGCAUUGAUAAUAUUACACCAGAAAAAUAUUAUCGUAUAACAAUAGCCAUACCAUUUAUUGAUUCUUUUAUAGAACAAUUAAAUGAAAGGUUUUUGAAGCACAAAAAUAUAUUAAAAGGAUUUGGGUGUUUAUUUUCUAAACCCUUUACUCAAGAGUUUGACGAACUGGUUCAGUAUUACCUAGAUACCGAUCUACAAAUUGUUACAGCCGAAUUACUACUAUGGCACACUAAAUUGGAGAGAAAUAAAGAAGAACCGAAAAAUGCAUUAGAGGCGUUAAGACUGUGUAACAAUGAAAUAUUUCCUAAUAUCCAUCGCCUGAUUAAAAUUCUGUGUACUAUACCAGUAUCUACAGCAACGCCAGAGAGGACUUUUUCUUGUCUUAAAAGACUUAAAAACUAUUUACGUAGUACAAUGACAGAGACUCGUCUUAAUGGACUCACAAUGUUGGCAAUUCAUGGGGAUGUGCCACUAACAGCUGAGGAAGUGGUGGACGAUCUGGCAAAAAAGCCAAGGAAAUUAGACUUUAUAUUAUAAUGUGUUAUUGUGUUAAAAUAUAUAUAAUUUUUUUAAAUAGUGCAAAAUUUGUAAUUUUUAUAACU
Molecule: messenger RNA, 1423 nt
Organism: Myzus persicae (green peach aphid)
Lineage: Eukaryota; Metazoa; Arthropoda; Insecta; Hemiptera; Aphididae
Product: 52 kDa repressor of the inhibitor of the protein kinase-like
Exons: 5
Coding region: 312-1358 (348 amino acids)
Molecular function (GO): protein dimerization activity
Source: RefSeq, a predicted model, not a curated record